This is a messenger RNA of Aspergillus campestris IBT 28561, 324 nucleotides long. RefSeq lists its product as uncharacterized. The transcript has 2 exons. The record is from RefSeq and is a predicted model, not a curated record. Bases 35 to 214 code for a protein of 59 amino acids. Lineage: Eukaryota; Fungi; Ascomycota; Eurotiomycetes; Eurotiales; Aspergillaceae.
GUGUAAAACGCGGGGAUCCUACGAGAACCUUACGAUGCGAUACUCCAAUCACACGGCAUGUCACUCUGGCGUCCACAUCAUUCUCGCCAUUUCUUCUGGAAAAGCCGCCGGGGCUGAAAAGGAAACUAAUGAGAUCGCUUGCUUAAGCGUCAUUGGACUCCACUUUUCUCCGCUCACUUUAUCUUUCUUUUUUCUUUACUGUUGUACUCUUUGAUUUUUAUUCUUGAUUCUUUGGUUGAUUCAAUCUUUUAAUACUUUUGUUUUCUGUGUUGAUUUUUCUUCUAUCUAGUAUGAUCAAUGUAGAGUUGUGAUCAUUAUUGUUAC